AUGCGCUUCUCAACGACUAUUGCCCGUCCACUGCAGUUGGUCACUAGGACCUUGCAGUGGUCUAGUGCUGUCAUUGUCAUGGGCUUGACCUCAUACUUUAUCAGCAAAGGGCCUCGCGGACAGCACAUCAUAUACCAGGAAGUUAUUGCCACUCUAUCAGUCGCAUUCUUCCUCCCAGCAUUCAUUUCUCCAUUCCUACCAAGCGCACUGAGCAAAUUCGUGCUUCUAAUCGACGUCAUCUUCUCCUACCUCUGGUUAACCGCAUUCAUCUUCUCGGCGCAGGACUACAACGAGCACUCGUGCUACUUUGAUUCCCCGCCUGGUGUAACCUGUGGCCGCAAGAAGGCGAAUGAAUCGUUUAUCUUCCUGGCUUUUGUCUUCACCUUCUUCGGAAUGUUCCUCGAAGUCGCUUCGCUCUGGGCUUACAGAAAGGAGAAUACCGUUCAACCUGUUGUUGAGAAACAUGAUGGUACUCGUGCUCCUCUUGAUGCCCCUGCCGAGACGACUGCCCCGGCUACAGCUGUUUAA
This is a messenger RNA of Penicillium malachiteum, 528 nucleotides long. RefSeq names its product MARVEL domain-containing protein. Gene Ontology annotation, cellular component: membrane. The record is from RefSeq and is a predicted model, not a curated record. The coding region runs from base 1 to 528 and encodes 175 amino acids. NCBI's taxonomy places the organism in Eukaryota, Fungi, Ascomycota, Eurotiomycetes, Eurotiales, Aspergillaceae. The transcript has 4 exons.